GACAGGGGGUGGCGUCGGGGCUGGCCGCCGUUUUGCCGCAAGAAGGGGGGGGACAAACGUGUCUGGGAGUGUGUGCGAUGGUGACAUGUGACAACAUGAGAUGAGACCCCUCGGACGGGAGCGGCCACCCGGCUGCGGAGCCAGCGCUGCCUGAUCCCUGCCCGCUCCGAGCAUCCCUGCCAACAUGCCACUGACCUGUGCCUCCACCUCACCUCUACACUGCCAUGGCCACUCUAGACACGCUGCCCGUUCUCAGUGACCCGACUUACCCCAUCCCGGAGAACUUCCAUAGUUUUUCUCCCCGGCCAUCCCAACCCAUCUCUCAGAGCACCAUGGGCAGCGUGGGCAGCGGCGUCGCCAACGACCAGGAGUUUGCCAUGAAGAGCGUGGGCACCCGGACGCAGAGCAGCAGCCGGCAGACGGAGGGCUCUCGCAAUGGGUAUUCCACACGGGACAUCUCCAACCGCUACUCCGGCGAGGAGAAGACAUACAAGACAGAGAAGGUCUCCAAUUCCCUCUACAUCAACGGCGACCUGCGCAAGAGUGAGAAGGUGAAGAUGGACAUCUGUGGGAACGUGACCACCAACAACGAGAAGAACAUGCCGCCACCUCCCCAAUACCGAGAGCCCAACAACCCACCAAAGAUAUUGCCAAUCUCCGGCAAACUAGACCAGAGCAAUGAGCCCUUAGUUAGACCCUCAGCCUUUAAACCAGUAGUUCCUAAAAACUUCCAUUCCAUGCAGAACCUCUGCCCGCCGCAGAGCAACGGGGUGACAGAGAACAGAAAGAGCUUGAACCAUGCCAACAGCAAUAGCCCGUCCGCACCCAAAAGUGGACUCGACAAGAGCAGCCUUAACAGGACUACAAACCAAGUGGGGGGCCUUUCAGAUUCAGGCCGUAACUCAUUGACAAGCUUGCCCACCUAUGGGACAGGCUACAGCCAGCAUGUGGGUCCAAUGAGCGCCUCCACCAGCCACAUCAACCGCAUCGGUACAACCUACGUGGACAAGAACAUCGUGGGAUACAACGGGAUAUCUACCUCAGACAGUGGGCGGUCUUCGAGCAAGAGCACCUCUUCGUUCAACAGACUGAACCAUCUCAAUGAGACAAUGCCUUUCCACUCGCCUUCCACGGACGAUAUCAUCCAAGACUUGGAAGACCGGCUGUGGGAGAAGGAGCAGGAGGUGCUCCAGAUGCGAAGGAACUUGGACAAAAGCGAGGCAGCCAUCUUCCAAGUGUUUGAGGAGAAGCAGAAGAUCUGGGAGAGGGAAAUGGAGGACUUGAGGCAAAACUACGCCAACAAGUUGCAGCAGGUCUCCAAAAAGGCACAGCGGGCUCAGCAAGCUUUGCAGCUCCAGAUCUUCAAGCUCCAACAGGAGAAAAAAAAACUCCAGGAUGACAUGGGACAACUCCUGCAGCAACGAGAGGAACUGGAGAAGAAAUUCGUGGCUUUCAAGAAGGAGCAGGCUGAGUUUCUCCCAAAGAUUGAGGAGACCAAGUGGGAGGUGUGCCAGAAGGCAGGCGAGAUCUCCUUGCUCAAGCAGCAGCUGAAGGACUCCCAAGCGGACGUCUCCCAGAAACUGAACGAGAUCGUGGGACUGCGGACGCAGCUCAAGGAAGGUAAGAACUUCCUACGGGAGAAGGAGGAGCAGAUCCUCACCCUGAAGGACUCCUACAGCUCCAAGAGCGUCAACCUGGAGAUCUGCGAGAGCGAGCUGCAGCGCAAGAUGAGCGAGGUGCAAGUGCUGAGGGAAAAACUGAACCACUGUGAGCUGGAGGUCUCCAGCCUGAAGCGGACACUUGCCAGUGUGGGACCUCCGGGACCUUUUGGUGGGGAUGCUGGGGAGAAGCUACGGGACCCGUUGGCUUGUGAGAGCGAUGAAGCCAAGAUGCAGCGGCAGAGCGAGGACAGCGUCAACACGCUGCGGAAGGAGGUGGAGCGGCUCCAGACGGAGCUGAAGCUGGAGCGGCAGCAGCGGGAGCAGCAAGUGAUGGACUUUGAGGAGGAGCGGCGCACGUGGCAGGAGGAGAAGGAGAAAGUCAUCAAGUACCAGAAGCAGCUGCAACUGAACUACGUGGAGAUGUACCAGAAGAACCAGCUCCUGGAGCAUAAAGUGAAUGAGAUGAACACAAAGGCCACCAGCCCCCCGCACACCGAGGAGAAGAAACCAUGGACGCCCUCCAGACUGGAGCGAAUAGAGUCCACCGAGAUCUGAGGUGGCACCAAGACAAUACGACCUGAUUUCUGUAUUGCUGUGCAUGUGCUACCUACUCAAGCCAGUGAUCUUCCGAAGGAUAAUACUCUACCGUAGGAGCGGUGUGAGCCUGCUCGCACCGAGCUCCACCACCCUUACUCUCUACUUCUGUGCUCCGUAGGUAAAAUAACUGUGGAUGUGCGUUGUUUUUCUAUGGAUAAUGCUACAUCUCCUUUGGGUUUCUUUCCUAGUACAGCUGGUGAGGGUCAGUUGGCUCUUUUGUAAUCUGCCGUGACUGUUACUUCGCUAGAAGCUGCCAUCCCCUCUCCUACAAUUCACCCCUCUUCGGUUGGUGGUUUUGGAGGGUUGUAGUUGGUAUCUUUGGGUUUCCCAAGCAGCAAAACAGUUCAAAGUGGCAGGUUUUAAUCAGAGCAUUUUUAGCCACAUUGGCUAACGGAGCAAAGCUCUCGGGAUCGUGAGCAAGCUCACUGGUCUGCAGCAAGUAUCCUGUCUAGACGGUGGUCUUAGUGAAGUCAGUGCGGGGUUGGCCACUGACUUCAGUGAAACCAGACAUAUCUCUACCAGAUGACUCCCUCUUGCCAGCCCAUGGCUGCCAUGGUUGCAAGAGGUCAGGACAUCCUUGAGGAGCAGGAUGAGCCUGUCCUAGUAACAUAAGCCAACAAGGAAUGAUCACCCAGCGGGAGCCUCUUUGGAGGCUCAGCAGAGCUGUGUUUUCAUUUCAUUGUGCUUUCCUCCUGCAGUUCCAUUCCUCUCCUGGCUUGUGUUCCACUCUCAACCCUGGGAGAAUAAAUACCCUCCCACCUCU
Pezoporus occidentalis (night parrot) is the source of this 3021-nucleotide messenger RNA. RefSeq names its product leucine zipper tumor suppressor family member 3 (gene LZTS3). The record is from RefSeq and is a predicted model, not a curated record. Lineage: Eukaryota; Metazoa; Chordata; Aves; Psittaciformes; Psittacidae. Gene Ontology annotation, cellular component: dendritic spine. The transcript is spliced from 4 exons. Gene Ontology annotation, biological process: regulation of dendritic spine morphogenesis. Bases 225 to 2216 code for a protein of 663 amino acids.